Messenger RNA from Chrysochloris asiatica (Cape golden mole), 3726 nucleotides. It is a transcript of the gene ZBTB40, whose product is annotated as zinc finger and BTB domain containing 40. The coding region runs from base 4 to 3726 and encodes 1240 amino acids. Gene Ontology annotation, biological process: regulation of transcription by RNA polymerase II. The record is from RefSeq and is a predicted model, not a curated record. Gene Ontology annotation, molecular function: DNA-binding transcription factor activity, RNA polymerase II-specific; RNA polymerase II cis-regulatory region sequence-specific DNA binding; protein binding. Lineage: Eukaryota; Metazoa; Chordata; Mammalia; Afrosoricida; Chrysochloridae. Gene Ontology annotation, cellular component: nucleus. The transcript is spliced from 17 exons.
GCAAUGGAGCUCCCCAACUACAGCCGACAGCUGCUGCAGCAGCUCUACACGCUGUGCAAGGAGCAGCAAUUCUGUGACUGCACCAUCUCCAUUGGCUCCAUUUACUUCAGGGCUCACAAACUCGUCCUGGCUGCUGCCAGCCUCCUGUUCAAAACCCUGCUGGACAGCACAGACACCAUCUCCAUCGAUGCGUCUAUGGUGAGCCCCGAAGAGUUUGCCCUCUUGUUAGAGAUGAUGUACACUGGCAAGCUCCCCGUGGGCAAGCACAACUUCUCCAAGAUCAUCUCCGUAGCUGACAGCCUACAGAUGUUCGAUGUGGCUGUUAGCUGUAAGAAUCUUCUGGCUAGCCUUGUCAACUGUUCCUCCGUUCAGGGGCAGGUGGUGAGAGAUGACUCGGUGCCAUCCCCGGAGUCGUGUAGGAAAGAACCCGAGAAGCCUCAAGUCGAAAUCCUUCCCUCUGAAGGUGCUGGAGAGCCCUGUGUUCCCUCUGAGGGUUCUGCCCCUCCAGAGGGCUCUGUGAAAGCUGAGAUGGAGCAGACAAGCCAAAUGGUUGCACAAGAACUGAGCGUGGAGUCUCCCACCACCCAGGAGAUGCCAAGAAACAUGGAAACGCCAGCGGAAACUCCUAACGCGGUGGGAGUAUGCUCCUCUCCCCCUGUGGUACAGACCUUGAGUGAGGCCACGGAGACAAGUACAGAACCAGAGUAUAAGAGAAAACACUACCAGUGGGAUUUUCUUGUGGAAAAUGAAAGUAUCUUCUCCGAUGCCCUCUCUAGUUCCCAGGAUGUUUUAAAAAGAGUAGAGGAAUGUUCAGAAAUUAAAGGCCAACAGAAGGAGACCAUGAUAAAAUGUCUUGAGGCUGAAGGAGGACACUCAGCAUUCCAAAGAAUCCUGGGUAAAGUGAGAGAGGAGAGCAUGGCUGUUCAGACUGUCAUGUCCCUGUUGAGGCUGUACCAAGAUUCUCAUCCUGCAGUGAAGUCAGCACUAUCAGGCCAAAAGCUGGAAGAUGUAGAGGCAGUGCAGCCAAAAGGGAGCACAGAGGAGGGAAAGACCUUGUCUGUUCUGUUACUGGAACACAAAGAGGCCCUGAUACAGUGUGUAACACAGCUGAGACCUAUUGUGGAGUUCCUGGAGACAGCCAAGGAAGAAAUCCUGACUGAUGCUGAGAAGAGGGUGAUUCUGAAUUGCUGUGAGAGUGGAACACCCAAGGAGACAGUAGAAAAUUUGUUGUACAGAGUGACUAAAGAGAAGACCCUGACUGCUGAGAGUUUGGUAAAACUCCUUCAGGCUCUGAGGACAACAUUUCCACCCUUGGGCCUUCUGCUGGAGAAAUUGCAGAAAUUAGCCACUUUGCCAAGCACCACAGUCCAACCAAGUACUGAUGAUUAUGGGACUGAGCUAUUGAGAAGGUAUCAUGAAAACCUCGCUGAGAUUUUCACAGAUAACCAGAUGUUACUAAAGGUGAUCUCGCACACGAAGAGCUUAGCCCCUGGAGAAAGAGAGGUCAUGGAGAAGCUUGUGAAACGUGACCCUGGAGGCUUCAGUUCUCUGAUCUCAGCAGUUCUAGAAAAGCAGACACUCUCUUCAACAGCUAUUUGGCAACUGCUGCUGGUGGCUCAGGAGACAAAGACCUGCCCAUUGAACUUGCUCAUAGAGGAAAUACAGAAGGAGCCUGGUGCCGGUGCUUUCUUCCGGGCUGUGACCACACCAGAAAGUAUUGCCCUAGAGAUAAUCAUGAGGCAUAAGAGAUUGGUCCUAGAGGCCAUCCAACAAAAGAUUGACCUGAAGUCUUUUGUCUCAGCGGAAGAGCAGCUGGCUGAGACUGUGAAAGAGAUUCUGAACAUUUCCUCUGAGACAGCCAGCCCUGAAGCUUCCCUGAGAGCAGCGCUGAGCAGAGCCAUGGAAAAAUCCGUCUCGGCCAUUGAAAUCUGUCACCUCCUGUGCAACGUCCACCAAUCAUUUCCAGGCCUGCAGCCUGUUAUGGAGGGCUUAGCACACACGGGUUUCCUCACUGAAGAAGGUGGCCAGAUGGGAAGGUGGAAAGUUAGUAAUGCAUUUCACCUUAAAGCCUGUGGUAAAGCGGAUGGACAGGCAGCCACGCCAGUCGAAGAAGACUGCCUGUCUGGGGAACGCAACGACGAGGGGGAAACGGACCCAUUGCCUGAGCAAGAGGACACUUCUGCCUCGCCAGACUCUGCCAAGAAGAGCUUCAUCUGUAAGGCCUGUGACAAAAGCUUCCAUUUCUACUGCCGCCUAAAGGUGCACAUGAAGCGCUGCCGCGUGGCCAAGAGCAAAGAGGCACAGUGUAAGGACUGCAGCGAGACCAAGGAUACCAGGAAGGAGCUGGAGAAACACCAGCUGGAGGCCCACGGUGCAGCCGGCAAUGAGCCCAACGCUCCCAAGAAGAAGAAGAAGAGGCUUCCAGUGACGUGUGACCUCUGCGGCCGAGAAUUUGCUCAUGCCUCAGGCAUGCAGUACCACAAACUGACAGAGCACUUUGAUGAGAAGCCUUUCUCCUGUGAAGAGUGUGGGGCAAAAUUUGCAGCCAAUUCUACCUUGAAGAACCACCUUCGCCUUCACACGGGGGACCGCCCGUUCAUGUGCAAACACUGCCUCAUGACCUUCACCCAAGCCUCGGCCCUGGCCUACCACACCAAGAAGAAGCACUCAGAAGGAAAAAUGUACGCAUGCCAGUACUGUGAUGCUGUGUUUGCCCAGUCCAUUGAGUUGUCUCGCCAUGUGAGGACCCACACUGGGGACAAGCCAUAUGUCUGCAGGGACUGUGGCAAGGGCUUCCGGCAAGCCAACGGCCUCUCCAUCCACCUGCAUACCUUUCACAACAUUGAAGAUCCUUAUGAUUGCAAGAAAUGCAGGAUGAGUUUCCCCACUCUGCAGGACCACCGGAAGCACAUCCAUGAGGUGCACUCCAAGGAGUACCACCCCUGCCCCACAUGUGGGAAGAUCUUCAGCGCUCCUUCCAUGCUGGAGCGGCACAUGGUGACUCACGUUGGCGGGAAGCCCUUCAGCUGUGGGAUCUGCAACAAGGCCUACCAGCAAUUGUCUGGUUUGUGGUACCACAAUCGGACCCACCACCCUGAUGUGUUUGCUGCACAAAAUCAUCGAUCCUCCAAGUUCUCAUCACUCCAGUGCAGCUCCUGUGACAAAACCUUUCCCACCACCCUUGAACACAAGAAGCACAUCAAAGCCGAGCAUGCAGAUGUGAAAUUCCAUGAAUGUGACAAGUGUAAGGAGCUCUUCCCCACGCCAGCUUUGCUGCAGGUGCACAUCAAGUGCCAGCAUUCAGGGUCCCAGCCAUUCAGGUGCUUGUACUGUUCGGCCACCUUCCGCUUCCCCGGAGCCCUGCAGCACCACGUCACCACGGAGCACUUCAAGCAGUCGGAGAGCACCUUCCCCUGCGAGCUCUGUGGGGAGCUCUUCACCUCCCAAACCCAGCUUGAUGGUCACUUGGAAUCUGAACACCCAAAGGUGGUGGGCACCGAAAGCCAAGCAGCAACCUCACAGGUGGUGCAGGUGAUCCAAACUCCGGAGCCGGCGGUCCCUGCAGAGCAGGUGAUCACUUUGGAGGAGACCCAGCUUGCUGGGUCCCAGGUGUUUGUGACGUUGCCAGAUGCCCAGACAUCUCAGACCCCUUCUGAGCUUGUGGCAGUGACUGUGCAGGACUUGCUGGAUGGGACUGUGACCCUGAUUUAUGGGGAGGCCAAGUGA